This is a messenger RNA of Drosophila takahashii, 1663 nucleotides long. It is a transcript of the gene betaTub60D, whose product is annotated as beta-Tubulin at 60D. NCBI's taxonomy places the organism in Eukaryota, Metazoa, Arthropoda, Insecta, Diptera, Drosophilidae. Gene Ontology annotation, molecular function: GTPase activity; GTP binding; structural constituent of cytoskeleton. Gene Ontology annotation, cellular component: cytoplasm; microtubule. The record is from RefSeq and is a predicted model, not a curated record. Gene Ontology annotation, biological process: microtubule cytoskeleton organization; mitotic cell cycle.
UUGGGUUCCCCGAUCAGUUGUGUCUUGUGCGUUGUGCGGUGAAGUUGCGCCUUCGUUCUGAAAAUCUGAAAAGCCAGCAAAGAUACUCGGACUGUGCGGUGCAUCCUUCUCCAGCUUGAGAUCCACUUCCAGAAUCAGCCUUAGCUUUUGACCCAACAAAUCACCACCUCACUUCGAAAAUGAGAGAAAUUGUCCAUCUGCAGGCCGGCCAAUGCGGCAACCAAAUCGGCGCUAAGUUCUGGGAGAUCAUUUCCGAAGAACAUGGCAUCGACAGCAAUGGCAUCUAUGUGGGCGACAGUGACCUUCAGCUGGAGCGCGUUAGUGUCUACUACAACGAGGCAUCGGCAGUCACGGCGUCGUCGGGUGGCAAAUAUGUGCCCAGGGCCAUUCUGCUCGAUCUGGAACCGGGCACUAUGGAGUCGGUGCGAUCGGGUCCCUACGGACAGCUCUUCCGGCCGGACAACUUUGUGUACGGACAGUCGGGAGCGGGAAACAACUGGGCCAAGGGUCAUUACACCGAGGGUGCCGAACUGGUGGAUAAUGUUCUGGAUGUGGUGCGCAAGGAGUGUGAGAACUGCGACUGCCUGCAGGGCUUCCAACUGACGCACUCGCUGGGCGGCGGAACUGGCUCCGGCAUGGGCACCCUGCUGAUCUCGAAGAUCCGCGAGGAGUACCCCGAUCGCAUAAUGAACACCUACUCGGUGGUGCCCUCGCCCAAAGUCUCUGACACUGUGGUGGAGCCCUACAAUGCCACCCUGUCGAUCCAUCAGCUGGUGGAGAACACAGACGAGACGUACUGCAUCGACAACGAGGCGCUGUACGACAUCUGCUUCAGGACUCUGAAGGUCUCGAAUCCCAGCUACGGAGACCUGAACCAUCUGGUUUCGCUGACCAUGUCCGGUGUGACCACCUGCCUCCGCUUCCCCGGCCAACUGAAUGCCGAUCUCCGCAAGCUGGCCGUCAACAUGGUUCCAUUCCCGCGUCUGCACUUCUUCAUGCCCGGCUUCGCUCCACUCACCUCGCGGGGAUCCCAGCAGUACAGGGCCCUCACCGUUCCCGAGCUGACCCAGCAGAUGUUCGACGCCAAGAACAUGAUGGCCGCCUGUGAUCCUCGACAUGGUCGCUACCUCACGGUGGCCGCCGUCUUCCGUGGUCGCAUGUCCAUGAAGGAGGUGGACGAACAAAUGCUGGCCGUGCAGAACAAGAAUAGCUCGUACUUCGUGGAGUGGAUCCCGAACAAUGUGAAGACAGCCGUUUGCGAUAUUCCGCCCAAGGGUCUGAAGAUGUCGUCGACCUUCAUCGGUAACACCACGGCCAUCCAGGAGCUGUUCAAGCGGAUCUCCGAGCAGUUCUCGGCCAUGUUCCGGCGCAAGGCCUUCUUGCAUUGGUACACCGGCGAGGGCAUGGACGAGAUGGAGUUCACCGAGGCGGAGAGCAACAUGAACGACCUGGUGUCGGAGUACCAGCAGUACCAGGAGGCCACCGCCGACGACGAGUUCGAUCCGGAUGUUAAUCAGGAGGAGGUCGAGGGCGAUUGUAUUUAAUGGUGUGGCCAGAGGAAUGAGGGGCGUGCGUGACGGAGGUCCUCGGAAGGAUGUCCUGUUUCUGCGCGGCAUGCGGCACCAGCUGGCGGCCAAGCACUGCAGUAUCCUUUGACCCCCGU